UGUUAUACCAUGUUUGUUCCUUGGCCCUUUCCAGAGGACAGGUUAUUGUUUUACUUUUGGAUGUUCGCUCUCGUUCUUAAAAACGUCAGUGCAAGUUGUAAUGGGUUGUCGUAUUCUGCUGAAAACGCACAAGAUUCGGCUGAAUACACCUUCCGCCAAAAACGCCAGUCUGACGAAAAACGCGUUGUGCUACCAAUGCGAGGACAAAACUUUUCUUGUGAUCUACCAUUAUUGCGCUAUGCCAAGCUGACAGCGAGUUCAUCGUCCGGUCCUGCAUUUCGCUCAGCGGACAGCGCCCGUUUUACCGAAGGCGGAGCUCAGAAUGCGUGGAGCCCGACAGUGUCCGACUUUAACCAGUACCUUCUGAUUGACCUGCUGGAUAUCAAGCGGAUAUGGGCAGUGGCCACAAUGGGGCGCGCCAAAACGCAGGAGUACGUCGUCAACUACACCCUGGAUUACGGCCAAACAGCCGAUAAUCUCGUUCCAUUUACAGAUCAGUUUAAUGCACCCAAGGUUUUCCAUGGGAAUAAAGACAGCGUGACAGUUCAACGGAAUGAUCUGGAAUACCCACUAGUAGCGAGAUUUAUCCGCAUUAAUCCGCGUCAGUGGAGUCACAGCAUUAGCAUACGAAUGGAACUGUACGGCUGUGAUCAUGACAGCGACAUGGCCCAUUUCGAUGGAAGCGGCUAUAUCCGCAUCGACUUAGCCUUUAAUCCCAUCGCAGCCGUGGAAGACAGCCUGCAUUUCCGCUUUAAGACCGUUCAACCCGACGGACUACUGGUGUUCUCCGAGGGUUCCCAGGGCGACAUUCUCCUGUUGCAGCUCGUACGCUCCCGACUGUAUUUAACAAUGGGAUUGGGCGGUGGCUACCGCGACACACUGCCAGGAGGCAGUGCCUUGGAUGACGGGUUGUGGCAUACGGUGCGGGUCAUUCGCGAUGAAAAACACCUGAAGUUUAUUGUCGACAACAUCUUACAAACGCAGAUAUUGUCGGGUGGUUAUUAUAAACUAAAUCUGGAAAACCAGAUAUUUAUCGGCGGUAUGGACAACUUGCGGAAAUAUGGCGUGCAGGCCAGAACAAAUUUCUACGGUUGUAUGGAAAAUUUACGAUUCAACAAUACCAACAUUUUCUGGCAGCUGCAACAUAUCCGUCCGCCGGGUUUCGAACGCGUUCGUGGCAUCGGUUUCUUCUGUCCGGAAAUUGUGUCGAUGCCGAUGACCUUCACUAGCUCACAGUCGUACCUGAUAGUGGCAGCACAAACGUCUUCAAGCAUCAACAUUUCCUUCCAGUUUCGAACAUUUGAUAACAACGGAUUGUUCCUCUUUCGGGAAUUCGAAAAUGGAUUUAUUAAGCUUUUCCUUGAUCGACACCGCUUAAAACUGCGCAUAAAAACUCCGGAAAUUCCUUUGGAUACGAUCGAGGCGUUUGCUGGAGUAACGGUCAAUGAUGGAAUGUGGCAUUCGUAUUCUGUAUCAGCGCGUCUCAAUCAAAUUAUACAGACACUGGACCAAAUGGUAGCCACCACCAAGCGAUUACUAUCCUUCACCGCUAAACCGGAAUAUGUCUUCGGCUACCGCAGAGCGGAAGACGAGCUGGGCAUCCGCGGGUGCCUGCGCAAACUGGUUGUUGACGGGAUGAACCUGGAUAUCACCGCAAUGGCUAGCCGAAUAUCUGCAUCUUAUGUUUCUCAAGUUCUGUUCAACGAAUGUCCAAUGAGAGAUCGAUGUAUUCCAAACCCUUGCCAUCACAAAGGGAUCUGCCGACAGUCUUGGGAAGAAUUCACCUGCGACUGUUCCAGAACUGGCUAUGGUGGCGCCGUGUGCCGUAGCUCUUCCCAUCCUAUGACCUGCGAAGAGUACAAGCUGUACAAUCCACAAAGCAGGGAGGCUCAAAUUCAACUUGAUUUAGACGGAAGUGGCUACCUGGAACCGUUUCCGGUGUUAUGCAAAUUUUUCGUCGAUGAACGAACAGAAACCCAUGUUAAUCACGACUCCAUGGCCGAAACAGCCGUGGACGGGUAUCAGUCUCCAGCAUCGUAUGUGCAGCAUAUACGAUACAACGCAUCUUGGUCCCAGCUGACCGCCCUCGUAAAUUAUUCUGCAUCGUGUCGGCAGUACAUCAAGUACACCUGCCUUAACGCUAAACUUUUGAGCAGUCCAGUGGGUCCGCCUUUCGGUUACUGGGUCAGCCGAACUAACCAGAAGAUGAUUAACUGGGGCGGUGCAUCUCCUGGAACACCCAUGUGUGCAUGCGGCUUAACCGACAGCUGCUUCCAGCGUACAAGAGGCUGUAACUGUGAUACAGAUGAAAAUCCCCUACGAAACACUUGGCUGACCGACGAAGGCUGGUUGGCACACAAAGACCACCUUCCGGUACGUCAGCUGCUGUUUGGAGAUACGGGAAUAGCGGACGACCGAAAAGAAUCAAGAUAUCAACUUGGUCCACUUAUUUGCGAAGGGAAUUCCAUAAUUGACAAUGCCGUGACCUUUUGGCGGCAAGACGCCACGUUGGUUUUUCCGUAUUUUGAAUGGACAGAGGGUGACAUAUACUUCCAUUUUCGAACAACUGUCGAAUCGGGAGUAUUUAUCCACGCGCAGGGUUUGUCCGAUGAAAUCAAAGUGAUUCUGAUCGGUCCAACCGAAAUCCAGUUCGAGUAUACCGCCGGAAACGGGCCACGAAGUGUCAGUUUGCAUGUGACACGCCCGUUGAACGACAACCAGUGGCAUUCCGUGCUGGUGGAACGAAAUCGUAAAGAGGCGCGCAUUAGAGUUGAUGGAGCACUGAGCGCCGAUUUGGCGGUGACGGAAGCAGAAUACCGAGAGAUGCAACUGGGUUACGAUUUAAUGAUUGGAGCGGCGACAGAUUUAUCCGGUGGCUUCGUCGGAUGCCUGCGUUCACUGUUCGUAAACGGACUCCAGUAUAACCUGCGAUUAAUUGCUGAAUUGGGAGCGUAUGGGUUACUCCCCGGAUGCGUUGGAAAAUGUGAUAAAAGUCCAUGCAUGAACAAUGGAGUCUGCCAGGAACGAUACGAUUCGUAUAAGUGCGACUGCCGGUUUACUGCUUUUCGCGGACCACUUUGUUCGGAUGAAAUCGGCGCUCAUUUCCGCACAGAGGACCAAGUCGAAUACCACUUUACAAAUAACUCGAUUUCCACUGUCGAAGAGCAUAUCCAUGUCGGCUUCGUCACGACCGAGCCGCGGGGACUGCUGAUGCAGAUUGUUGGUGCACAUAACGAGUACAUCUCCGUGGAGAUAUCCAAUGCCGGUACUAUUCGGGUGGCCUUUGAUCUGGGCUUCCAGCGCCAAGAGCUGUAUGAGGAAUCGCACUACUAUCCUAAUGGACAGUUUCACGACAUCCAUGUGUGGAGAUCCAACGAAGGCCGAACGAUUAAUAUACAGGCGGAUGGGUACUACAUCGUGUCGCGGACAUACCGGAUCGGCAAGAAGCAAGACGCACAGUUGAACGAUGUCCGGACAAUAUAUCUCGGUCGUAACAGUGAGGAAACAUCCUUCAGUGUUCUAUUGCAACGUAAAUCACGCGCAAUUGCUUUCGAUUAAAAUUAGAUUCGAUGCGCGAGAGGGAAGGA
Molecule: messenger RNA, 3587 nt
Organism: Paramacrobiotus metropolitanus
Lineage: Eukaryota; Metazoa; Tardigrada; Eutardigrada; Parachela; Macrobiotidae
Product: neurexin-4-like
Exons: 20
Coding region: 10-3558 (1182 amino acids)
Source: RefSeq, a predicted model, not a curated record